Molecule: messenger RNA, 3991 nt
Organism: Schistocerca cancellata (South American locust)
Lineage: Eukaryota; Metazoa; Arthropoda; Insecta; Orthoptera; Acrididae
Product: inactive hydroxysteroid dehydrogenase-like protein 1
Exons: 6
Coding region: 85-1062 (325 amino acids)
Cellular component (GO): endoplasmic reticulum
Molecular function (GO): oxidoreductase activity
Source: RefSeq, a predicted model, not a curated record
UUGUGUUUAGAUAGCGUGUUGAUUAAUGAGCGAUGGUUGUUGUGAUAAACUAAGACUGACGGUAGAUAGUAAUUGUAGAGAAGUAUGGAUAUUGAUUCAGCUCGGGUGUUAAUUGAUAUGAUUUCAAAAGAUAUGGGCCUGUACAGCGAUAUAGUGAAUGUUGUAGGCGCUCUUUACAUAGGAAAGAUUGCGCUUUCCUUAUUAGUAAAAACAGUGAAAUAUUGCCGACUGUAUAUAAAAUAUAGUGUAAAUGGAACGAGGAGUUUGGUGAAACAGUACGGGGAAUGGGCAGUGGUUACUGGUGCUAGUGAUGGCAUUGGACGUGCUUAUGCAGUUGAAUUGGCAAAACGUGGAAUGAACAUUGUUCUUAUAAGCCGUACUGCAAGUAAACUGCAAAAUGUUUCAGAAGAAAUAGCCAGGCUGUAUGGAGUAAAGACUGAAAUAGCAGUCACAGAUUUCAGUAAAGGUUAUGGAGCAUAUGAAGAUGUGAAGAAGAAACUUAGUGAAUUGGAUGUUGGAAUUUUGGUAAACAAUGUUGGUGUUAUACUAGAAAAACCAAUGUGUUUUAUUGACAUGACAGAAGAUGACAUAAAGAACCACAUUAAUGUCAAUAUAAUUCCAUGCAGUAUGAUAACAAAGAUGAUAUUACCUCGUAUGAUGGAAAGGAAAAAAGGAGCUAUAGUAAACAUAGCCUCUACUGCUGCUCUGCAGCCUACACCAAUGUUUGCUGUUUAUUCAGCAACUAAGGUGUAUAUGGAUUACUUUUCUCAAGCACUGCAGUAUGAAUGCAAGGACCAUAAUGUUUCUGUCCAGACCUUAAUACCUUGGUUCGUAAACACAAAAAUGGUAGGAUACAGCAAACAAUUGCAAAACUCAUGGUUUGUACCAAAUGCUGACAAAUAUGCAAGGCACGCAGUAAGGACCUUGGGAAUAGCUGAACGCACAACUGGUUACUGGCUACAUGAUUUAAUUGCAUCAAUCGUAUCCAGCACGCCACCUUGGCUCUAUAAAUUUCUCUCUGUCAGAGGACUGAAACAUCUCUCUAAGUCUCAUGUUAUGUGAUGAUUAUGAUGGUGUGAUUAUUAUGCGGAGCAUAAUUGCCUUCCUAAGUAUACAACUGCAUUAAAUUCAUAUUUAAGUAUGAGCCCUUUUUGUAAUAAUAUGAUAUUUAAUUUUUGGUUCAGAUUCAUGUGAGUUGGUGAGCUUCACAAUGGAAGAGCAGGAAGAACAUUUAUGUAGUAGUAAAUCUCUAGUUACCAUGCCAUGUAAGUGUGCCAUAAACAUUGGAGUCUAUAAAGCUCUAUUUGAUAGUUUUAAGCCAUACUAAUGGUUUCUUUGUAUCUGUAAUCAGUAACAGUAGAUAUAAGAAUGAGUGUUGUGGGCCUUAAAUGGGCAAGUAAAACUGUAAACUGGUGUUGACAUAAUGGCAGUACAUUUGCUGAGUGAUGCAUGCUUUUACUCCUGGUAUGCAUUACUAUUGAGCAGUUUCAUUGAGAUGGAAAUGAACUCGCAAGUUCUCCAACCUUUACCUCUACCUUUCUUAAUCUAUUUUGCAUUAUUUUCUCAGAAUCACUGCUAUGGAUGAACUUGUCAUAUGAAGUUAAAAACAAAAUGUGAUUUGGGGUUUGUGCUUAAAUUUUCAAAUAGUCACUUAUGCUUUUAAGAGAAAUUUAUAAUUAUGUUCUCAGUAGCAAGCACCACUUCUGAUAAAGAUUCCCUAGAAGCUUUUCAUGACAAAUUCCGUGUUAUUGAAACAGUUAUUGUUGCUAAUAGUUCUUAUUUCAAGGUGAGUGGGGUGGCUGAUAAAUGCUGUCACAUGGGCUGUUGACUAGUUGUACUCACAGGCACUUGGGGUGAUGACUCGUUUCCAUAGCAGCAUGUAUCUCAGAAGCAGCUGUAUUGUACAGAUUCCAGCCAGUUGAAAGCAACUUGGGACUGCGUGCUGUUGGGCAAGGUUGCCACAAAUUUCACCAAACAGAGUGCCAUCUUGUGUUUGAUGCCACAAGUAAGUGUGUGAUGCUCUCACCACAUGGUGGCUGUUUCCUGACGAGAGUUGCCUGCCAGAGUAAGCACUCAGUCAAACUGUUUAUUAUGUUGUCUAGGCUAGUAGUGUAUUUACUUCAUGUCUUAACCGUAGAAAAACAAAUAGUAAGGUGAUCAGGAACAAUAACAUAAUUACUUACAUGUCUAGUAACAUGAGAAAAUGUAGACAAUGAAUAGGUAAUUCCAGUGAGAUAUUUUUAAUAGCUUUCUAUAUCGCACUGUAAUGCCCACUUCUGUGAUUUAAUGUGUGUCAGUUUACAAAUUGCCCUGAAAAUGCAGGCUAUCAGUUUUAAGGACAGCCUGAACGGAUAAGGCAGCACUCUGCAGGGCUGCAUGGAGCAUUUUGAUGCCCCUCUGAUACUCAUUUCAUAUACUUAUUUUUGGGUCAAUACUUGUGUAAACAUUCCCAUGAUAAACUCUUUAAGGUAUGUGAAUUGAGAUUGGAGUGACCAAACAUAGCAGUUCUAUCCCCACCACACACACUGUGCUGAAGCCAUCAAAUAAGAUGAGUGGUACUAAUAGGUAUAGCAUGAAAACAUUUGUGAGGCAUGUCCAUUUUCUGUAGUACUUAUAUCAUAUGUUAAAAAAAGCACAUAGCACUAAUAAGGGCUCACAGAAUAUUCAACUCCCAUGACACAGUUUGUACAGUGCUUGUCAAUUUUUGUUUGCAUGCAAAAUAUGCUCAGGUCUAUAAUUUUCAAGUGGAGUUCAUAAACUGAUAACUAGCAGAUUAAUAAAUAAAAAAUAAAACAAAGUACUGGGCUGAACAAAUGCGAUUUCUUAGAAGCAUUUAGAAGAAACAUACGUAAUAUGUGAGUUGAAUUGUUUGAAGUGAUUAUCAGCAUUUUUCAAGUUGUAAUAAGUGAGUAUGUACUGAUUAUAAUCUUUUUGGAGGCAUUGUCAGAUCGUGUUCUCGUUUCUCUGUGACAAUUUGGUGACGGAAAUUACUGUUGUGUUUGAUUGAUUUGUUAUCAUUAGGUGAUUCCUAAUGCUCAAGUAUCUCUUGAAGAUGAUGUCAAAUUUUGUUUUCUUCCUUAUUGAAGUCAUAAUUUUCUAACUGACUGCCUGAAAAAUAUAAGAGUAUAUUUUUACUGUUGUUGUGACAAAACACUAGUAACAAGGUGCCAUGAAAUUAACUGCAGAAUAGAUUUUAUUAUUGCCAUAUGUUGUGCCAAACAAAAUAGUUUGCUGUACAUUGUUUCACCAUGAAGGCAUUUGUAAUUAUUGUUAUGUCAUAUUGCAUAGUUUCAGGAAGGGCAAAUCACAAUUACUUUUCACAUUAACAUAUGAUUGAUGACAAUAGAAGACAAUGAAUGAAGGCACUUGCAAUUUAAUGUAUCUUCCCUUUCAGUUAUUUUAGAAAACAUAACAACAAAAUAUAUAAAAAAAAAAACCUUCUCUCUGCUAAUGCAGUCAUUCAGGGACUGCAUUGUUUAAGCUUCUGCUUCAUUACAGCUUAAAUUUUUCAGUUGGAAUAAGUAACUUUCCUAGCUGAAGUGAUUAGUUUCUUUGUUGUUGUAAAACAGCUGUCAUUUGAAACUGGAUGCAAGGAGAGAGUGGUGUACACCUGUUUCACAGAUAGUUCAUUGUCAUUUAAUACGGGUACUAAUGGUGGGAUUGAAUGUUACCCACUGAUAGCUUUAUAUUCUGUAAAAUUUAGUUUUGUUGAUUAUUUCAAGUCACAUGACUGAAACUGCAAGGAAGUUAAUGAAGGUUUCAUUUGCAGUGUUAUUAUAUUUAAAAAAUGGGUGACUAAAUGUAGAAACUUCAGCAUUUCAUGAAUGACGAUGUUGUGUGAAAAAUGUUUGAGUUAAGGUGGAAGAUGGAGUUAUUUCAUUGAAAAUUAUUACUUAAUUGCUUGUGUAUCACUAUAUGUAAUACAGUCAGAGAUUUAAUUCUUGUCAUAUCAAUAUAUGUUUUCAUUUUUAAAUGAAAUCGUCAAAAACUA